UUGAUAAUGCAAUUGCCGCCUUUAUCUAAAAAUCUCAGAAGUAGAUAUAAAUGAUCAAGUGGACUAUUACGGAUUAGAAUAUUUAAAGUUCACCUAGGUAAUCCAUUUCGUCUUCCAGCCGAUCAAAAUGUGCCCAUCCAAAGUUUUCGUCAUCUUUGCCUUCGUUUUUGCGGUCAUCCUCGCUCAGUUUGCAAUUGCGGAAUCAUCAGGGUUAUUCGAUGUUGGUCUGGAUGAAGAAGAAGUAAAAAUAAAUGAUGACCAGAAACCAUCAGUGUCAUUUGCCGGAGGUUUCAAUGAAUCGCCAGGUGCAAAAGAAAGAGCGAACGAAAUAUUCUCUGGGAAGUUGGGCAAAUGUGCCAAGGAGAACUCACUAUGCAACCGAAAAAAAUGCUGUCCCCACCUCAAUUGCGUACGAAGUGAAUUAUUCUAUUUUUGGUCUUUUUGUCGAAAAGCGUGAUAAAGAAAUGAAUACUCAAAUAAAACAAUCAUUAGCAUUAUAA
Molecule: messenger RNA, 500 nt
Organism: Bemisia tabaci
Lineage: Eukaryota; Metazoa; Arthropoda; Insecta; Hemiptera; Aleyrodidae
Source: RefSeq, a predicted model, not a curated record